Molecule: messenger RNA, 774 nt
Organism: Centruroides sculpturatus (bark scorpion)
Lineage: Eukaryota; Metazoa; Arthropoda; Arachnida; Scorpiones; Buthidae
Product: histone deacetylase 4-like
Exons: 5
Coding region: 182-739 (185 amino acids)
Source: RefSeq, a predicted model, not a curated record
UCUAUUUAUAAAAGUGGCGGCGCUGUCGUCGGGUUGGCUUCGUACUCUAUAAGCUUGGCCUUCCGCUAGCGACUCGCAGUUCAUCCUGGCAGCCUUCGCCAUGAAAAAAGUCGUUUUCCUUCAAUUUUACUUCCGCCACGUCUCGAUUUGAGUGAUAAGGAUCGUAUUUUCAAUCAAAACAAUGGAAAUCGACAGGGGCACGGACGUGCAUUUUGUCUUCCCUUGCCGGAAGGAAAAUUUGAAUUCGCAUAAUAGUAUGGAAAUUAAUGCUCGAUAUUCGCAACUUCAAAGAACAGAUUUAGGAUCCGCUUAUGACGGAGCUACCAUUAUCGACGGAGAUAUGACGAAUAGCAUAAAUCCGGCGCUACAGGAACAGCAUUUGAAAUUCCAACAGCAGCUGCUACAAUUGAAACAACAACAACAAUUGCAGCAGCAACUCCUCCUACAGCACUUCCAUCAACAACAACAACAACUAGCCGAGCAUCACGAGAAACAAAUGCAGGAGAGAAUAAAAGAAUACCUAGAACAUCAAAAGAGAUUGGAAGAAGAGCAGAAAAUUGAAAAAGAACGUAGAGAUAAGGAGAGAAUCGAACAGUUGAAGAAAAAGGAGAAACACGAGCAGAGUGCAAUUGCGUCUUCCGAAGUUAAACAGAAAUUACAAGAGUUUGUUCUGAAUAAAAAGCAUAGGGAAGCUGCUGCUAAUUCAGCCAAUUCUCCAACCACUUUAAGAAAUUGGUAAGUUAAUAAUCAAAAGAUUUAGUGCACUUAUUUAUU